Molecule: messenger RNA, 1760 nt
Organism: Phascolarctos cinereus (koala)
Lineage: Eukaryota; Metazoa; Chordata; Mammalia; Diprotodontia; Phascolarctidae
Gene: EXO5
Product: exonuclease 5
Biological process (GO): interstrand cross-link repair
Cellular component (GO): nucleus
Molecular function (GO): single-stranded DNA 5'-3' DNA exonuclease activity
Source: RefSeq, a predicted model, not a curated record
CAACUCGGGGCUGGGUCAUGGCCGGGACUGGUCAGGAGUCCGGUGCAGCCGAGAACGCGGGUUUUGAGGAUUUGAGCGACUCGGAGUUCCCGGACUUUUCGGAGCUAGGAGACAUUGAAGAGCUUGGCUCUUCUUUGGGAAACCCCAGAAAGGAAGUGGACCCACAGGGGCCAUGGAAAUGGAAGCAAGAGGCAGAUGCCCCGACGCCAAUGGAGAGGUUCCACCUCAGGUGCUUGUGGGUCUCCGACCUGUCCACGCAGAGCUGGUGUGAGCAGCAGAUGGUGUACGGGAAGGAGCUUCCAGGCUUCCAGUCGGCAGAGAAGGCUGCUGUGCUGGACGCUGGAAGCAGUGCCCACCUUGCCAGAGAGCUGGAGCUCCAUGACCUUGUGAACAUCCACACCUCCACUAAGGAAGAUGCCUGGGCAGUGAAGCUGCUGAACGUUCUGACUAUGGUACCCAUCCUGCAGUCAGGUGGGACAAUCCGGGAGUUCCCAGUCUUUGGAGAAAUAGAAGGGGUGUUCCUGGUUGGGGUAAUUGACGAGCUACACUACACUUCAAAAGGGGAGCUGGAACUGGUUGAGCUGAAAACUCGCAAACGAGCCAUGAUGCCAGUGGAGGCUCAGAAGGAGAAGGACCGUUUCCAGGUCAGCCUCUACAAAUGUAUCUUUGAUGCCAUGGUGCGGGGGCAGGUGACGUCUGCCAGCCUGGUUCACCACAUGAAGCUUUCCCCAGAGGUGCUGCUGGGGCCCCAGGUACACAGUCACGCCCAACAGGGGGGCUUCACUGUGAAGUCCUUCAGAGAUCUCCUGGAGCUGACUUUCUUGUCCCUGAAUCUGUCUGACCUCCCGGUCAUUGAUGCUCUGAAGAUAGAGUAUAGCCACCAGGAGACGGACACCGUACUGGGCAUGGAGAUGGUGGUCUUUGAGGAGAAACAGGUGAGGGACAAACUUCGACAUCACCUCGGGUACUGGACAGGACUCAGGGAGCCCCAGGGAGUUGACGUGAAGGAGGCAUGGAAGUGCCGGAUGUGCGACUAUGCUGCCAUCUGUGAAUGGAGGCAGAGCGGGGGGAUGAGGACGUUGAGCCAGGAGCAGCGUGCCAAGAAGAUGACUAAGUGAAGGGGACCAGGCCAAGUCAGAGGGCCGGGGAAGACCCAGCGGAGCCAGCCCCCUCCAGUCCAAGAGGAGUCCUCGGCCGUCCCUGACCAAAAGUCCCACGGGAGGGAUUGGUUGGGGAGAAAUUGUGGGCACACGUUCAUUUCUGACCCACAGCACUGCCUGAUUUCUUUGGCUCUGGCUCCUUACAGAUUCAUGAUAUGCGCCUCAGGGAUUAUGAGAAACACAGAUUCCCCCUUUUCUUGGAGAUAAGUAUGAAGGAAGGGUCUGACUCCUCCACCAGAGUGCUACUGCCCUCGUCCUGGAAGGGGCUGCUCCGGGACUGCCCAAGUGGCCUUCUGGGAUGGCAGGGAUAGAGGAGGCCACACCCUAGGGGCAGUUGGACCUUUUUUUUUUGCUUAAAGAAAAUUCUGCUUUUGUAUUCUUCCCCAAUAAAGACUUUAAUUUUUCCAAAGCAGAAGGGCUGGUAGCUCCCCAAUAACCAGCUUUACCGAGGUCACAUGCCAACCCAGGAGCAGGCUCUAGCCACGAGCCAGUACUCCCAAUGUGAUGCUACAAGUGAGGGAUGUCCUUGAGGUGCAGCUGGCCUAGCCCUUCUGCGAUGGCAUCUACUUUUCUUUCAUAAAAACUUACCACUGUCCUUUG